UACACUUUCAAUAACCAUUGUUUUUCUGAAAGGUAUUUCAAGAAGUCUUGGUCUAUGCAUGUCACGGUCUGAAGAGUACCUCCCCACUGCCCCCUCACCAAGAAGUUGGACACCCAGUCCACCCUAUGGCCUUGAUCGGAAGCAUGCCAAAGGAAUUGCUGCCCGAAACUUCUCUCGUCAUCCCUAUGAGAAUGCAGGUCAAGUAAAGAGUAAAACAAUCAAUGGUUAUACAUCCAGAUUGGAAAGAAAAGGAAAUAUGCAGCGCCAUAUCCAAAGUAACACCUCCUCUUACCAUCCAGGCUAUAACACCCUUGCCAGUGAUACUUGGUCAAUGAGGCCUGCUUACUCCAGUUCCUCCAGCCGUCACACCCUCAGAUCCAGCCGCCAGCAUCCCAAUGAGGCAGAUGACCCAACAUUCAGAAAAACAUGUUAUGAAAAGCAUCGUCGGACAAGAUGGAGAAGAGCCCCAUUACUUCCAAAAAAAUCGGACAAUUACUCCAGGAAUAGAAGGGAGCACUCCCCUUUGGAUUUUAACCUUUCUAAUAGAAAUUAUUGGACAGGCAAUACUGAGCAAGACGCAGAACCUCCCGAUGCCUGUUCUAGUUACAGGGGUUCCCCACACGCCCGUCUCCGUAUGGCCAAACUCCUGCCAUAUCAGCAGCACCACCACCGCCUUGGGCCCUUUGCCAGACACCAUUUAGAGUCAUUUCAGAGUCCAGCUUCCAGUGAUUUACCCGAGUGUCCCCGUAAGACGAAACCAGAUAUAUAUUCAAAAUACAGGCGAAGUGUGACCCCAGAGACUCUAAGAAAUACAGUUGAGGAGGAACAGGACAUGUCAUUAACAUAUCCUGUCCCCACAAAUAGCAUAACGUCUGCUAAGCCAAGGCGUUUGUGGCACAAAUCAUGUGGCUUCAAGAACGAGGCACUUUCCACAGGACCCUGCUGGGUGCAUCAUUUGCAGACCCCAGGACACAAGAACAGACAAAUGGAGCAGCCGUUGUCAACAUCGCAGCAGCCCCGCCAUGGCCCUCACAAUGUGGAUGAAGCCCAUGAGCAAGAAGUUUUUCGACGUAUUGCUCGGAAAUAUGGCUUCUGCGAGACCUGUGGGAUGGAAAGAUCACCAAAAGAGCAGCAUAAGUGUGCUCAGAGUGACAAUAGAUGUGUGACUGGCGGCUGGAACGAGUGCUGUGCCUCCUAUCCCGAUGACCCUACUCCAUCCAUGUCGUGGGACAACCUCUCGCCUGAGCCAUCCCCGGCCCUCACCAACAUACAGCCUCCCCAAGCCAUGGAGGGAGCAGCAGCCUCAGUACAAACUAUCCUUCACCAGGACAAUGAAAAUGAAGCCGGGACUGGGUGCAGUAGCCUCGCCCCUGUCCGAGGAAGCACUUACACGAUAUCGUGCCAAAGUGCUAAUGAAGGAUAGUGUGACACUGUUGGAUGUGAUAGUUUAGACAUAAAAUAUAUUUUGUUAAACAUGAUGUCUGUUAACUGUUGAAAAUUGUUAGUAUUAUUGGACAAGUGAUGAAUUGUUAUCAAAUAAAAAUGAAACAGUUGCGAUAUAAUAUAGUACAAAAGCGAAAUAGUAAAACAGGAAAAAUAAUUGUAUGCAUAAUGAUAAAUGUAAAUCAAAUGUAAAUGUUUAAUUUUUUCUUGUAGGCUACCUGCUUGGCCAAUUUCAGUUCAUCUUGCAUCAUUGACCUUUAAGAUUUUGUUAUAAUUACUAAAAUUAUAUAUGGAAGUGAUACAUACAAAGCUAUUAAAUAAACAUAAAUGACUAA
Messenger RNA from Eriocheir sinensis (Chinese mitten crab), 1778 nucleotides. RefSeq lists its product as uncharacterized. NCBI's taxonomy places the organism in Eukaryota, Metazoa, Arthropoda, Malacostraca, Decapoda, Varunidae. The record is from RefSeq and is a predicted model, not a curated record. The transcript is spliced from 3 exons. Bases 59 to 1423 code for a protein of 454 amino acids.